Molecule: messenger RNA, 2952 nt
Organism: Salpingoeca rosetta
Lineage: Eukaryota; Choanoflagellata; Craspedida; Salpingoecidae
Exons: 3
Coding region: 1-2952 (983 amino acids)
Biological process (GO): DNA integration
Molecular function (GO): nucleic acid binding
Source: RefSeq, a predicted model, not a curated record
AUGUUCACCACACACACACACACAAGUCUCCAACAACAGCACCACCACCAUGAACUUACAACAGUGGAGACCUUCGUCAUCCACCACGAUGCCCUCAUGCUGCAGCCCGAGGGCGAGGAGGGCCACGCCAUCGGACCAGUGCCACCACAGCUCUGGCUCGCUGACAGCGGUGCCACGGCGCACAUCACCAGCGACGCCUCCCUCCUCACCAACUACAUCGCCGUCACGCAGCACGUCACCGUUGCCAACAGCCAGGCCGUCACGGCCAUUGGCAAGGGCGACGCCGUGCUCCGCGUGACUGGCACAGACGGCGCUCCAGGUACCAUCACGCUCAAGAACGUGCUGCAUGUCCCCGACAUCAAGUACAACCUUCUGGCGCUGAACCUGGUGACUCGCGCGCGUCGUGGUGCUUCCGUCGUCAUUGCUGCGGACGACAGCCGCAUCCAGUUUGCCACAUGGAGCGUGCCUCUGCUGCCGUCCAAGGACACCGGCCACCUCUUCCUCUAUGCCAGCACCACGACCUCCCAACAAGCCACGGCGCUUGCGGGGGAGCUCGUGCACAGCAGCGAUGGGGAAGCCGAGGAUGCUGACGAGGGCGCCUCUGCACACGACGUGCUAGGCCAUCGCAGCAGCGCGGCCGUCGACGCCAUCCGGCAGCAGAUUGCCCAGGCCUCUUCCAAGCACAUCGUCACCUGUGGACCAUGUGCGCUUGGCAAGAGCACGCGGGCCUCCAUCCCAAAGCAGUCUGCUCCACGCAGCGCUGGGCCAUGCCAGCUGCUCUACGCCGACAUCGCCGGUCCGCUGGAGGAGACGUCGCUGCGAGGUGCACGCUACGCGCUGACCUUCAUCGACGACUGCACGCGCUUUGCCUGGACGUUUCUCAUCCGGCACAAGAACGACGUCGGUGCGGCCCUGGAGCAGCUGCGCAAGGACCGCCACGUCGUCAACGCGCUCCGAGGCGCCACGCUGCAGACGGACAGCGACGCCGUCUUCAAGAGUCAGGACUUCACCGACCUGUGCCUGGCCUUCGACAUCAAGCAGCGCUUCUCGCCACCGCACUCGCAGGCCAAGAACGGAUCCGCGGAGCGCACCUUCCGCACCCUGUUUGAGACGGCGCGCACGAUGCUGUUUGCUGCGGACCUGGACAAGCCGUUCUGGGGCUUCGCCGUGCAGCACGCCACGCUGCUGCACAACAUCGCGCCACGCAGGAGCCUCAAGGACAAGUCACCGUUCGAGGCCCUGACUGGGCACGCCUUCGACGUCAGCCUGCUGCGUGUCUUCGGCUCGCCGGCCUACGUGCAUGUGGAGAAGAGCAGCACGCGGCACAAGCUUGACCCACGCUCACGCGUUGGCGUCUACGUCGGCUUCGCUGAGGAGGACCAGGCCCACGUCGUCUGGAUGCCGGACACGCGACGCGUUGUCCACACCAUCCACGCUCGCUUCGGCGCCAUCAAGAACAAGGACGUCGCCUCCUCUCAGCAGCAGCAAGAGCAGGACAACAGCGGUGCCUCUGCUUCGCAUGCCAACAAGACCGCUCAGCGUUCAACCGAGGACAGUGCCACCGGCGCUCCCACUGCACCACGUGCGGGGGAGCCGCAGCUCCAGCCACGCGCCCUUGGCGGCUCCGUCUGGGACCAGCUGCUGUUGUCCGAGACCCUCGGUGACAAGGACACCCCUGGUGGCUCAACCACCACGUGUCACGUUGCCACCAGCGCUGCUGGUACGGGGGAGAAGACAUCAGCAGUGGGUGGUCAUCUACCAGACAUCGCUGCUGGCAGUGUUGCCACGUCAGCUGAGCCAGCCACCGUCAAGGAGGCGCUUGCCUCGCCAGACUCUGAGGAGUGGCGCCAAGCCAUCCUGGACGAGUUUGCGGCAAUGCAGGCCAAUGACGUCUACGACGUCGUGCCUCGCGCUGACCUUCCCAAGGGCCACAAGCUGCUCCGCAGCAUGGUCAUCUUCCGGAGGAGCGCGAUGACCAGGCAGAUGAAGGACCUGGGCAGCCCAGACAUAUGUCUCGGCAUCAAGGUGCAGCACGACCGCAAGGCCAGGACCGUCACCAUGAGCCAGGAGCACUACCUGCGCAACGUGCUGGAGACCUUCGGCAUGGCUGACUGCAAGCCCGUCGGCACGCCGCUCUGCACGGGCUACGUCGACAAGCCAGCCGACAAGGAGGAGCCACUCCCGGACGUGCCGUUCCGCGAGCUGCUUGGCUCCCUCCUCUAUGCUGCGACGAUGACGCGCCCAGACAUCUCGGCGGCUGUCUCCAUCCUGUCUCGCCGCAUGCAGCACUUCGGCAUGGACCACUGGAAGGCUGCCAAGCACCUUCUUCGCUACAUCAAGGGCACCUUGUCCUACAUCAUCAAGUACGCCGCCACUGACGACGCCAGCAACGGCAGCACCGCCGACGGCGUGCUCUCAGCGUACUCGGAUGCGUCGUUCGCCUCCGACGUUGACACGCGACGUUCCCGCACGGGCUUCGUCGUCUUCUGUUCCACGGGCCCCGUGUCCUGGAACUCCAAGCUGCAGGCCACCGUGGCCACAGCCUCCGCCGACGCGGAGUACAUGGCUCUCGCAGCCACCGCACAGGAACUCAUGUUCCUUCGCCAACUCCAGGAGGAGCUCACCGGCGCCGUCCUGUGCGAGCCCACGCUCGUCCACACGGACAACCAGCCGGCGCAGCGCGUUGCCGAACACGCCGCCUCGCGCAUGCGGCACAUCCUCGUCAAGUACCACUACAUCCGUGAGUGCGUCGACACCAAGAGGAUUGUGCUGGGCUACCUCGCCACGGAGCACAUGAUCGCAGAUCUCCUCACGAAGAUCCUCCCUCGGCCCAAGACGGCUCAGUUCUGCACGAUGCUGUUCGACCAGCGUCCUCUGCCAGGCUGCCAGCCACGGGCCCGUCCUCAUUCGGGCCGGUCGCCACGUCCUUCGACUCCGCGUCAGGACCUCUGA